Molecule: messenger RNA, 1935 nt
Organism: Sporisorium graminicola
Lineage: Eukaryota; Fungi; Basidiomycota; Ustilaginomycetes; Ustilaginales; Ustilaginaceae
Exons: 2
Coding region: 1-1935 (644 amino acids)
Source: RefSeq, a predicted model, not a curated record
AUGGUGUCAUUGUUGCAAAGCACACAUGUUGGCCCCGGCAGCAGCAGCAUUCUUCAAUUGACGCCAUCCGAACGCAACGGCCAUCAGCGAGCAUCGUCUGUCGCCAGCACUUCUUCCGCCGACAGCUCCACAAGUGCGAUUUCUGCCUCGUCUGCCUCGUCUUCCUCCUCGUCCUCGUCCUCGUCCUCGUCCUCCUCAUCUUCAUCAAGCUCUUCAUCUUCCUCUCCUUCUCACCCAGACCGGCGUUCGGAAUCGGUUCAAGACGUGACCGCUACGUCGGCCAGUGUCCGCACCAUCAUUGGUCCCAACGGCCUGCCCGUCUCCUCCAAGGAGCGCUGGGAUCCCAAGACUCACCGUCUUAUGUUUGAAAAGCUCAACGAGAUCAUUGGCAGCGAGACCAUCUAUUACACUCGCAAGUACACCGAGGAACGCUAUCGCAUUUUCCAGCUUCUGAUCGACAACUACGGCGACAUGGGGGUGAAGGGCAACUUCUUGCGUGGGAGAACGGCUGCAGCGUUGAUCUCACGCGUGGCAGGCGUGCUUCGUACCGCACGCGAACGCGGAGAAAAGAUCAAGCAACCGUUCAAGUUUUUCUUCCCCAACAAGAAGGAUGACGAUGUGGCACCGCGUUCUGCUACGGCACCGGUAAUGGCUUCGACUGCUACAGCUAGCAAUGGACGCAACAGAGCAGCUGCACACCCAAAUGGCGACGCCAGUCGGGCUCACACACUGCCGGCAAGAGGGCAGCCAGGUGCGAAGCGAGCGAGCAAGGCAGCCAGGGCGGCGGCAAGAAGAGAAGCACUAGCAGAAGCGUCGAGAUCGACACAGGCAUCGGCGACAGCAUCCGAGGUGCCAGCUGCAAGCACUGCGGUCGCCACUGCAGCGCAGGCAAAGGGCAACUCCAGAGGAAAGGGCAAGGGCAGCCAGGCUGCGCAGAGGACGGUCACUAGCAACUCGAACCCACCUGAAAUCCGAAAGAGGAACAUCACCGCUGCACCUACUUCCUCACCAGUCAACAGAGGCGCCAAAAGGCCGGCCAACGGCAACGGCAACGGCAAUGCGACCACCAGUAUCACCCUCCCACAGUCCAAGAAGCAAAAAGGUACCAACAAGCAGCCGAGACCACCGCCUACGGCCAUGGCACCCACACACCAGCGUCGAGACGCAUCUCCGAGCCGAUCGCAUGGCUCUUGGACAGCGCGUCGAUCGCCCCGGCGAGCAGCGCCGUCGAGUCGUUGUAGUCGUUCUGCUUCGCCUCGUGCAAGUAACGACGGUGGCGACGAUCAAGGGUACUCGCAUCGUUCGGACAGGUCCAGAGACAGAUCACCAAGACGAGGAGGGGAUUCUUGGAUACGCGCGCGCGAUGCAGAGCCACACAGCGGUCGUGACGACGACGAGCGACCUCCGUGGCGGUUGCCGAGAAAGCCGAGCUGGACGGAUUGGGGUGAUGAGCGUGAAGCCGUGGACCAUCGACCUGCUACCCCUUCGUUGUCGAGAGGCAACACAGAAGAAGGUCGAGAUACGACUCGACUUGGUAACGCGCUGUUCAGAGCUGAGACGGGAUCGCCGCUGCCCCCAGCAGAGCGUUCUGGCUCGGGCCCUCGCGGGUCGCGCCGAUGGGGACGCAGACCUUCGCCGCAAUCCUCCGCCGCAAGCUUGCAGAGCAGUCCGACGACGCGCAGAAAUGCCGUCGAGCGGGCGUUGGACCAUCUGCUAGCAGUGGGAGCGGACCCUUCGAGCCGACCAGAAAACGGUAGAGGCCAACAGCAACAGGCUCGACGAUGGGCCAGUCCCAACCGCCCCUGGCAUCGAAGUCAUCAAGAGAGCAGCGCCGAUGCAAGGCACGAUACCCCCGAUCUGCACCGAUCCGUCACCCGUCAGUUGCAUCACGAGCAGCAGCAGCAGCAGCACGAGCGCCCUAGCAGAACGGAGUGA